AAGCAGGUUACGUGCUUUGCUUCAUGUUUUCAGAGGAAUUACAUGUAAGUUUUUGCCAAACUUUGUUCCACCGCUCGCCAAUCUGACGAUUUUUGAUGUCAAAAAUCUCAAUAUAUAGAGGCUACAUUGAAGUCAAAUUAGCUCAAAUUUUCUAGCACAGUUGGUAUGUAGAUUUAUAGACCAGGCGAUUUGGAGUCGUUCCCAAAAAAGCAUGACAUUGGCAACGAUCCAAGAAUUGCAGAGCAGCCCAUGCGUUGGAGGAGACGAUUGGGUGGAUAGAAUCAAGUCAACAUUCGGAAGUAUCUUGCCACAAUGUGUGCCGCAAAAAUGAAUUUCGAAGGUUUUAAAGACCUCAUGCAUCGAGUGGCCCGAUCUUGGUUACAAUUGGCCAAGAGGAAAGUGACCGAUAUCGAUAAAAUCCUCGACUACUUGGCGGAUGAUCCCUUCUCUGCCAAACAAACUGCGAAUAAUGAGGAAGCAUACGAGGAGCUUAUGGACGUUCGCAUGCAGCUAUUGGAUCUCAGCUUCGAAAUUGAUACCCACCAUAAUGCGUAUAUGGAGUUUAUGGAACAAGUAUUGGAAGCUCCCGAUUUGUUGAAACAACUUACCGAUGGAAUUCCCAAGGAAGAAAAGCACUUGAUCCACUUGGAACUAAUGAUCAUGGAGCAAGUGCAAGAUUGGGAAUUUGGCACAGGGAAAGUGGACCAAGAAUCAGAAUGGACCAAGGAGAAACGGAUGGUUGUAACCCUACCGAAUGGUGGAACGAAAACAUUGACCAUGACCCAAGUUCCACACAAACGGUAUUGGUUCGGUGUUUGCGCUGUAACCUCCAAGAUUGGGAAUGUCAAGGUGUGUGGAGGCUGCAAAGUGGUUGGCUACAUUGGCAAGGAUGAGCAAAGCCAAGAUUGGCCCAAUCACAAGAACCUGUGCAAGAUCUUAAAGAAAGCUCGUGGUGAUGCCGAAUUGUGGACGGAAAAGCUGACUUCCGAUCAAAUGCAAGAGCUCCUUCGUCUAGAGCUGAAUCGCGAAUUGAAUCAAUUUGAAGUCGACAUCACGACAUUUCCAAGGGUAUGUAUGAUCACGGGUUCCGGGGCCCAACAGGCGGAAAUGCGGAACUGCAAAAACUGUUUUUGCGUGGCCUUCUCCCCCGAGCGUUACGAGGAAGGCAUGACUCUUCACGGGGCCGAAGAUUGUAAGGCCUUGAAGACGGCAGCUGAAGAUUACAAGAACGAAAUCACAUUAGGGCACCAAGUGCAGCACUUUGUUCCACAACUCUUGAUGAAGCACAAAGCUUUACCACCCACCAUCGAGGAGUUCUUUCAACCGGAGGUGGCAUCGCUCGUGUCGAACAAGUUACCGGGAUAUCAAGACUCAGAGCUCCGAUACUUGACCUUUCUUUACACUUGUCAACUGACAGUUCUGUAUGCAGCUGAACAGAUAGGACAACUGAGAACCGGACCGUUGGACGCUUUGGAGUCGCUCACCAUCCAUAUCGUUGGAACUCGAAUCGCCGAGCUACGACACUUGAACGGUUGGGAGAUCAUUGCGUGUCGUUUGCCCAAGUUGAGACAACUCAACCUGGUCUUCAUUGGCGAUGAAACGGUGGCAUCGGAGUUUCCUCCUCGGUUUACGUACAAGGGCAAGGAACUUCAAGCCCAACGCAAGAAUCUGACAAUUGACUAUUACCUAGAACCACCCUGUUUGUACCAGGCCUACCUUAAGAGGGAUUCUUUUAUUGACCCUGACAUGAUCGUGGCUUUGGAUUGUGGAUUCAAGUUCUACCCAACAUGGAGGCCAGCUUUGGUGGAAAUGCUGAGGAUUCCAAAAUGCCCAUUAGUGUUCACGGAGUUCACACUUGAGGAUCAAAAAGAUAAUCUGAAUUUGAUCCAAUCAAUGGCCGACGCCGAGGUUUGCAUUGCUCCCAAGAAGAAUCCUUUUUGCAGUCGGAGACCCGUGCGAUGUAGUGACAAGUCAGGCAAUUACAAGCCUCACUCAGUCAUUUACACCAACGACUUUAUUUGUGCUGUCAAGGGCAAACAAUACUGAAUUUUGGUCCAAUUUUGCUGAUUGCCAUCAAAAUGAAAUGUUUGUCAGUUUUCACUUUUCCAUUAAAUAACAAAGAGACAUAAACAAGAAUUGUCAUAUUCUUUUGUCUUUUUGUGACCAUCAAAAA
Messenger RNA from Tigriopus californicus, 2173 nucleotides. RefSeq lists its product as uncharacterized. The transcript has 3 exons. The record is from RefSeq and is a predicted model, not a curated record. Gene Ontology annotation, cellular component: extrinsic component of mitochondrial inner membrane. The coding region runs from base 313 to 2046 and encodes 577 amino acids. Lineage: Eukaryota; Metazoa; Arthropoda; Copepoda; Harpacticoida; Harpacticidae.